Messenger RNA from Spea bombifrons (plains spadefoot toad), 852 nucleotides. It is a transcript of the gene PRELID2, whose product is annotated as PRELI domain containing 2. Bases 130 to 702 code for a protein of 190 amino acids. Gene Ontology annotation, cellular component: mitochondrial intermembrane space. The record is from RefSeq and is a predicted model, not a curated record. Lineage: Eukaryota; Metazoa; Chordata; Amphibia; Anura; Pelobatidae. Gene Ontology annotation, molecular function: phosphatidic acid transfer activity. Gene Ontology annotation, biological process: phospholipid transport. The transcript is spliced from 6 exons.
AUUCAAAGGAAGGGCUUCAAAAAACAUGGCACCGUAAGUGUAUAGCAGAAGGAGUGAAAGGACAGUGGGUGUGCGGAGAGGAAAGAAGGGGGUCUCUGGGGGCAGCUGUAGUUGCCUGGAUGCAGAAGGAUGGGGGUCUCUGUCGAGGUCAGGAAGGUCUAUCCCUACCCAUUCCAGCAGGUAGUGACCAGCUACCUUAAUAAGUAUCCAACUCCUCUGGAGAAACAUGUCACGGACGUCAAAACAGUGGAAGAGAAAAAUGACCCAGCAACAGGCAUUGUUUACAGGAAGCGAAUCGCAACGUGUAACAAUGUGAUCCCGUCCUUCUUACGGAAGUUCAGUAUUAUGAAAAUAUCAAAUGUUUACUUGGAAGAAGAAUCUUGGCUCGAUAUGAAGAAACGUGUCAUGACGCUAAAAACCCGCUGCCUAACAUGGGCACAGUAUGCCUCUUUAAAGGAGGAGUCUAUGUACAGGGAAAGUACGGAAAACUCCAACUGGACAGAGUUUACUCAAAAGGGAUUUAUUUCAAUCACGGGUGCCGGCUUACUGAACUGUGUCCUGGAAACAUUUGCACAAGCUUUCUUGAAACAAGGAGCCAAAAAAAGUAUUUCAAUCAUGGAAACCAUCCUUCAGGAGCGCUGUGGAAGCCCUUUCUCUUCACCAAGACCAGUUAAUGAUGAGAAAACUCAACAUCCCGCAUAACUCUUGUGAUAUUGGUUACAUGUGCUGUCUUUGUUCUUUCCUAAAGUUUAUCUAAAGGGCUGAAGAUACAAUACAAGUAUGCUGUAUAACCUCAUUAUGCUGGAGAACCCCAUUAGACCCAACAAUGUAUGAUUACUUAAAGAAACAGAA